AUGUUCCCCAUGUUCCAGGAUCUUGCACCUCAUGAUGCACACGACAAGUGUGGUCACCACUAUGCGAUUUGUCUUGACCUGAAGAACCAACAUUUUGAGGUACUUGAUUCAAUCCGUUCGGAAGCUGAUUCAGACCUUACUACGCAUGCCGAAUUCUUCAUCAACAACCUCAAAGAGACAUGGAACCAUCACUACGAACAUUCAAAGGUCCAGAUCAGACAUUUCCCGAUUGAGUAUGUGGCGACUGUGAAGCAAGGGAACACGACGGACUGUGGCUUUCACGCGCUGGAAUACUUUGCAAAGUGGGAAGGCAGAGUUGUCCCCGCUAUCACAGCUGCAACUGUAGUUGAGCUCCGAAAAAUCCACACAUGGAAUUGGUUGACGAAUGAAGAUUUCAACAAGCGGUCCGGAGCACGCGAGUUCAUGGAGGAAGCUGUCAAGAAAAUCAACAAGAAGUACAAGUGA
Molecule: messenger RNA, 465 nt
Organism: Triticum turgidum subsp. durum (durum wheat)
Lineage: Eukaryota; Viridiplantae; Streptophyta; Magnoliopsida; Poales; Poaceae
Source: the annotation of a GenBank genome assembly